UGAAUAUCGAGUACACUGUCAGGGAGAGCUAACACCACAACAUCGGGCGGGUGUGACGUCUGCAUUUCCGACCGUGUGACCCUACCAUUUCGCCUUGACGUGAGCAUGAUCCUACCUAUGACUGAGGCCACUACCGCAUUCCCUGUGGACUGUACAAUACCUCUGCUCGCUCUCCCGUACAAACCUCCCUCCACACUAAGGGCGCGCGCGCUCCCAUGUGCUUCCGGCCGCCACGAAUGCGACAACUCGACCUUUGAGAGUACUCAUCCCUUAGCCAUUAUACGGUCUUGUGUGCGACCUCUGAGAUACAAGACCACGAUGGCAUCAACUCCACCCUUGACUCUCGCAAUCUCUACCCCUCCGACAACCCCCGCUUCUCUCGUCUCCGUGGGUCCAGCUGCUAGCAGCAUCCUCUCCGCCCCUCAAAUGCCGCCUGUAGACCCGGAUGUCAUGAACUCCCUUUCGAGAGAUAUCAGAGAUGACCUAGGUCUGAAUAAGUCAAGUCCUGCCAAGAAGAGCUGGGGUCCCGUAGAAAGCGAAGACGGUGCCUCCUUUACGACAUCUUCUUUGGAGGAGGAGCUGUUGUGCUUGGAACAGAAAGCGAGGCAGGCAGCGCUCAAGAUACAAAGUGGAGUAGAGGCCGGGCCCAUCUCCCUCGGGUGGGCCACCAUGGACAUGUACGAAAGGCUCGUCGGGCGCCUUUCCAGUGCUUACCGCUUGUCGUGGGGGCUCUCUCCGACUAUGGAGGUAGCCGAGCAUGAGAAGGAGGGUAGUGGCAGCUUUGGACAGGUCCUGUUCUGGGGGGAUCCAUCUCCCAUGCAUGAGCAGACCAUUGAAUGGCUGCACGAAAAAGUGUCAGAACAGCUCAAAGGAUAGACAGAGCUGACCGUGACGAGAGGCUCCGCACGGACCCAACGAGAGGUCAAGACGGUCAAGGAGCCUGACAAUGCCUACCUGGACAGAAAGCGGACGGUCGUGACAGCGCUGGAGGUCGCAUGGAGCAAUGAGAAUACCGCACUGCUCCUCGAUGAGGUUCACCGAU
Molecule: messenger RNA, 1042 nt
Organism: Microstroma glucosiphilum
Lineage: Eukaryota; Fungi; Basidiomycota; Exobasidiomycetes; Microstromatales; Microstromataceae
Exons: 2
Coding region: 106-876 (256 amino acids)
Source: RefSeq, a predicted model, not a curated record